ACAUAAGAGCGCCUCGCCUGCACAAGUUGAUAGAUGCAAGAGGAGAGCGCUGCAGACGACACCUGGAGCGAUAGAGAGCUGAAGCUACCGACGGCACCAUGCGGUUCUACGUGAUGAUCCUCCUGCUGGGACUGUCCUGUGUCUGUCUCACGCUGGCACAAGUGUCCUAUGAAGACUGCUGUCUGAGGUAUGUGAAAAGCAUAAGCCAGAGACAUGCAGUGGGUUACAGAGUGCAGGAGCAGGACGGCGGCUGCAACAUCCCGGCUGUGAUCUUCAUCAUGAAGAGGGGGCGUGUGUUUUGCACCAACCCCAAAGAUCCAUGGGUCCAGACUCUGAUGGAUAAGAUCGACCAAAGGGGAAGAAAUGCUAAAAGACCCGGGAGACGGCCCUAUCGACUGCAGAAGAACAGAGGCUGAGGGCGUCGGCCUGCUGCCCCGCGUGUGUCCCUCCGCCCCCUCUGGCAAAAUCUUAACAUUGAGCAACAGUGGUGGUUUUAUGGCAUCUGACUGGCAGGCAGCUGAGGAGCUCUGCCAAAUCCUGGAGCAUCAUAUCUUUAGUUUCACUCUCCAGAAGGACGAGGGGCAAAAGCUUGUGUGAAUAAAAAAAACUUUGUUCUCCGGGGGUUGAACGGCGGAUGUGACUGAGUGGUCUCCAGAUGAUGCUUUCAAAUACAUAGAUGCAUUCAACAGCUGCUUCAGUGAGAGCCUGUUCUCGCCUUUUAAGACAUCCGAUUUUCAAUAAGCUGCUUAAUCACACAAAUGGUGAUGGAAUCUAAACACUGGUAAUUAAUAAAAUAUUUCUUGUGUGACGUACCCGUGCUUCUAUCAAAUAUGUGUGUGUAUGAAAACACUAAUUGCUUAAAUAGUUUCUGCAAAGUGUGUCAUAAUAAAAGAGAAGCUCCUGUCUUCAUUCCUAAAUGUCUAUAUUUUCAUAUAUUUUGUAUUCAGGUUUUGUUGUAUUUUGCAGUGUGUGUUCAAAUAAAAGCAUUUAUUACACUAAACAA
This is a messenger RNA of Pleuronectes platessa (European plaice), 1003 nucleotides long. It is a transcript of the gene ccl25a, whose product is annotated as chemokine (C-C motif) ligand 25a. Gene Ontology annotation, biological process: lymphocyte chemotaxis; monocyte chemotaxis; G protein-coupled receptor signaling pathway. Bases 99 to 416 code for a protein of 105 amino acids. NCBI's taxonomy places the organism in Eukaryota, Metazoa, Chordata, Actinopteri, Pleuronectiformes, Pleuronectidae. Gene Ontology annotation, molecular function: chemokine activity; CCR chemokine receptor binding. The record is from RefSeq and is a predicted model, not a curated record. The transcript has 5 exons. Gene Ontology annotation, cellular component: extracellular region.